Molecule: messenger RNA, 231 nt
Organism: Ascoidea rubescens DSM 1968
Lineage: Eukaryota; Fungi; Ascomycota; Saccharomycetes; Ascoideales; Ascoideaceae
Exons: 1
Coding region: 1-231 (76 amino acids)
Source: RefSeq, a predicted model, not a curated record
AUGCAUAGGCAGAUCUGUCAAAGCUUCAACGGCAGACGUACAAGAAAAGCCAAGACCAUUGAGCCAUCAAAACAAACCGAAAGAAACGCAAAUGCUGGUUUUGUGUCAUUGAAUGUGGUUCUUGGAAAUAUUCCAAUUCAAAAUCAGGGCUUAUUCGAUUUUCCGUAUUUUUUGAAAGAGUUUUAUAUUAAUGUUACCACCAGGGUAUACAAGGAUGACUGCAAUGUGUGA